AUGAGGUCGGAGCACGAGACACCACAGGCUUCAGGAUCGCAGAUAUUACGAGCGCAGCAGCGAGAUGCGUCACAGAUAGCGAGAUUGGUCCAGCUUACCAAGGACCUGCUUCGCUCGCUGAAUGGCUCGACAUGGAUCAUCCACAAAGAGCUCAUCAUUGAUGCUUUGGUCAAGGCUGUAUAUUUGUUCUUGACCCUUGGGUGUGGUAGCCCAUCUCUCGGUGAAGAGUACACCGAUAUCAUGCCGAUAGCUCGGCGAGCCAGAGGGCUCUCCCGCUUGCGACGCAUAUCGGCUGUGCUGAUGCUAAUCAUUCCAAAUCUGGUUCUGGAGCCCUCAACCAUCUCAUGGCUUCGGAAUAGUGUCCCCCAGAACGGCUGGCACGACCUGCGCAGAUCCCUGGCUAGUGUGCUGGAAUCGCCUUUGUGCCAGAUCAUACCGGAGCUGAACAUAAUAGCGUUUAUGUUUAGUGGCUCGUUUCUGGAGCUGGGGAAACGGUUUACCGGGAUUCACUAUGUCACGACGGCACCCGAUACUCGGUUUCCAUCGUAUGAGCCCUUGGGAAUCGUUUUGUUGGUCAACAUGUUUCUGCGUCGUCUCAGGAGGCGUCGCAAUCUACCUCUUGAGCCAUUGACGAUCAGCGAAGAUUCGAUUCACCCGCUUGCAGACCCGCCCAAGGAGAGUGAUCCAGUCACGGAGAUUGGCGACAACACCUAUCUUACCGCCAGAGCUCGUGGAAUUCCUGAUCGACAGUGUUCACUGUGCUUUGAGCCUCGCGGGACCACUGGCGGUACCGUGGCAGUCACAGAAUGCGGUCAUGUGUUCUGCUGGGAGUGCCUUGGAGGUCUCGAAAAGUCUGAAUGUCCACUGUGUCGGCAGGAUCUACGCAUGGAGAGAUUGAUCGCAGCAUAUAAUCUAUAG
Kockovaella imperatae is the source of this 918-nucleotide messenger RNA. RefSeq names its product Pex12 amino terminal region-domain-containing protein. The transcript is spliced from 6 exons. The coding region runs from base 1 to 918 and encodes 305 amino acids. Gene Ontology annotation, molecular function: zinc ion binding. The record is from RefSeq and is a predicted model, not a curated record. Lineage: Eukaryota; Fungi; Basidiomycota; Tremellomycetes; Tremellales; Cuniculitremaceae. Gene Ontology annotation, cellular component: peroxisomal membrane. Gene Ontology annotation, biological process: protein import into peroxisome matrix.